AUGCAUUUGUUUUACCAUUUGUUCAGCGUACUAGUCACCGAUAGCGGAGGACUUACAUCCACUGCGUCUGCAAAGGUGAUCAUUGAAGCCGAGCGAGAUGAUCCUCCGAAGGCUCACAUCAAUGAAUGCGGAAGCAUGGAUCAUGUUGGUUCUUUGACUGUACGACUUCCACGAACAGAAAUAAGCUUAUGCGGAAAUGCAUCACAGGACGAUAAGGGUAUCGUGUCCUACAACUGGUUCCGCGUAGAUAAGCUGUCUGGAAAACUUUCUGUCGAUCUUGCUGGAUCAGCUACGAGCAUAUUAACACUGAGAAACAUACAAGCUAAUGAACGUUUUGGUCCGUACGAGUUUCAGCUGGAUGUGACAGAUACGAAAGGACAAAAGGACUCGGCGCGAAUUAGCAUAUUUGUGAACGAAGCUGAAAAUCUGCCUCCAGGUCAGUUAUCUUAA
Cylicostephanus goldi is the source of this 450-nucleotide messenger RNA. Lineage: Eukaryota; Metazoa; Nematoda; Chromadorea; Rhabditida; Strongylidae. The record is from the annotation of a GenBank genome assembly.